This is a messenger RNA of Suillus paluster, 646 nucleotides long. RefSeq lists its product as uncharacterized. NCBI's taxonomy places the organism in Eukaryota, Fungi, Basidiomycota, Agaricomycetes, Boletales, Suillaceae. The coding region runs from base 226 to 609 and encodes 127 amino acids. The transcript has 2 exons. The record is from RefSeq and is a predicted model, not a curated record.
GCUGCUUCGACACAGACUGACGACAUGUACGACGUGAAUCCUACCCACGACACCGCAUGGACCUCUCAGGUGCAGGGGAUCCAAUAAUUUUACUUAUUGGACCAACACAAAGAGCUAAGGAGGUUAACCGUGAGAACGUGGGAAUAGAUUCAGACAUUUACUACGGUUUAGACCGUGACGUCUGAGGAAACACCCUGAAAUUUCCAAGUGUUCCUCGGACCUCCAAUGUUAUCUGUCACCUUCAAAACUUCCACACGGCUGCACUUAGCAUCGACGACGGGACGUGCAUUGCGCUCUAAUAGUCUACGUCAUUUCCAUCGAUCUUGGAAAUCCCAAGAGCAUUUCCUAAAUGCCGAUGCCAAGGCAAGCACCCUACUGGUAGUGGCCUGUUCGCUGGAGCUGGUCACGGUGGACACAGACGUAGAGUUUGACCUUGCAGCAAAGUACCAGGUGCGCAUUCUUCGCCAUGAAUUAAGAGUUCUCGUCUCUGACAUGCAUCAGGUGCGAGCGCUGCCAACCGUUAUAGCAUUCAAAGACGGCAAGAAGGUUGACCAGUUUGUUGGAGCCUUGAAUGAAGGCGGCAUUAGACAAUUCUUAGCCAAGCUGUAGAAGAUGCAUAUUCUUAUAUGAUGAACAUGAUUGCACA